CUCGGCAUCCAAGUCGAGCCUCUGCACUCCGGAGGUGGGCGGAACCGUGAGAAACUUUCACCGUUGACAACCACCAUGAAGCGUUUAUCCCAUGUUCUUGAUAUCCACUUUAAAGUACUUUUACUCUUACUAGAAGCAUUGUUUACUAGGCGUAAAGUCAGAAGUUUUUGUUUACUGGUCGCCAUGGAAACGACCCUCAGUCGGCAAGCUAUUUUGUACUACGUCAUUCUGUUCUGUAAAGCACUAGAUAUAGCCAAAGAACCAUUGUUUCGGACGUACAGUUAUUGUCACAUUAAAUUAGGAAGUGCACUAAAGAGUCGAUAACAGAAUAAAAUAUGAUAAAGGCGAAUUACGAACUCUCGCGAGAUUAUGAUGUGUCUUCACCCGUCCAUCCCGGAAGCCUCUUCAUAGCCAGUCAGAAUAAUGGCCGCCUGGCAAAUCAUCAACUACGAAAUCUACUCACCUGUCAUCGUAGGGUCAGCCUGGACUCUAUAGCUACACGCCCCGAAGUGACCGCUUUCGUCGUGAUCAUAAACACAGGAGGACGCAAUGAGUCCACCCACUACUCCUUUUGCCUCUCUGCUGCUGCUCUAAUCACAGUCCUGUUGUCACAGGUGCUACUCAAUCUUUGGUCCAUAUAGUACAGAAGCCAUGUCUGGUUCAGGUGACUUGCCAUCUAUCGAAGGUUCCGGGAUGGGUGGGAUGAAGCUGCCCAUCGGCAUGACCCGCCGGGGGCUCAGCUACGACGACAACUUGGAGGCGCCCAUGUCCACGCCCCCGCACGACAUUAACAUCACAAACCUGUGGAGGCGCCCCGUCGUACCCGAGAGGAAGUUCAACCAAUUGGCUGAGGAGGAUGAAGGCGUCGCUGUGUCUCAAUCUAAUGUGUUCGACGGCGGCCCCACCAGGCCCGCGAGUGUGGUGAAGACCAAGGCCUCCUCCCUCAUCCUCAACUCUCUCAUCACCAAGCAGACUCACGACAGCAUGCACAAGUUUGAGCAGACGGCGGGACUCAGCGACACCAGCUACACUCCCCACAAAGGCCUCACCGCCGAGGAGACCCGACUCCACCACCGCAUGCCGGAAUCAUUCCAGAAAAUGCAGAUCCAGAGCUUGGAGGCUCGGGACGAGCGCCAGAACUCGUCGGCCCAGUCCACGCCAUCCACCACGCCGCACACCUCGCCCAAACUGCACCGCAGGAGCUGGUUCAGUAGCACAAGCUCGGACGUCAGCGUGAGCUCCUCCAACAGCAGCGUGGACCUGGUAGGAGGCGACGGAGGAGGAGGAGCAGGCGUGCUGGAGCGCUGGGGCGUGUUUGGCCCGCGGCCACUCGUGCACAAGUCCACCUCCGAUCUAGGCAACAACCCCUCGGGGCCAGAAGGCUUUGCGCUGCAGGCUUACCGCGGCGCCCACAAGCCCGGCGCCACCGACGCCAUCAAGUCGCAGGCGGCCGCCCGGCUGGCCGCCGGCCCCGACGCCCAGAGAGCGUCCGCCCCGCCCAAGAUGGAGAUCCCGACGGUGGACGGGCGUCGCCAGGGCGCUCGCCCGCACAAGCUCAAGCCGCGCGACAUGAACAUUCUGACGCCCUCCGGCUUCUAGACGGCGCCCGACGAAAGGUCACACGUUUUCCCCUUUUCACGUUGCCGGCGUUCAAGCCGCGAAUUCCCAUCUCCCAAAAGCAGCUCCAAUCUACAGUGGAACCUCCAAUUUGGAACAUGGUUGACAUCCAAUUUGUUCUCAUUAUGGACCCAGAAGAGAGUUGUAGACGCCCUGCUUAAAAAUGUUUCCAAUUGCCUUAAUUACCGUAAUUCCCGGCCUACAGAACGCACACGGUUGCAAGCCUCAUUUGUAAAAGAAAUCCCAUUUGGUACAUACAUACGCCGCAGCUGUGCACAUUGAAACACGAGACUGUACACAGAAAGAGCUUAAUGCUAGCGCCGCGCUAACGCUAACAGGGCCAUUAAAAUAAAACUUACCGGUAAAUAUCACUUGAGACGCGCCAGUAACACAGCAGCAACAUGCUAGCACAACGCUAGCGCAGCGCUAACGGGGCCGGUAAAAGUCACUUCCUCGCCACAUAUAUUCCAUUCUUACCUUUUACGCUCGAGUGCCCCCUUUGUGGCCUUUUGGGGGGGGGGGGGGGAGAUGCACAAAUUAACCGCAUGAGCCGCGAGGUUGAAAGCGUGUGGGGGGAAAAAAGUCACGGCUUGUAGGCCGGAAAUUAGGGUAAUCAUUCAAACCCUAAAUAGUGUUCCCCUGCUGUUGAAAGGGGGAUUAAAGACCCUCCGGCUCCAACCCAAUAUCAUUUAUAAUUGGCUCUAGGUGUAGCUCCUCAACUCACUGCAACACAGUUCCUUGGCACCAAAAUGGUGCCCAGAGAAUUUUAUUAUGGUCAAUGCUUUGGUCUGAGCAGAAAAACACACAGUAUGAGAGUUUUUCAGCCAGUAUUGGUGGGUAAAUUCCUCCCCAAAAAAAUCAGUGAAUCUCAGAGUAAAUACCUCAGAUAUUUGAAACCCAAACUAUGAUUAUAAUUUUAAACUCAUUUUGCAGCAUUGCCCUUCAAAAAAUGCUUUGCAGAUUAUUCAGAAAAAAAAAUCUAAGAAUGCAAGGGACACUGAGCUGUCCAAACUCCUAAAAAAUAAACAUUUUGUUAUCCGUCCUCUUAACUACAUUUUUGACUCAGCAUGCAUACAUAUUCCUUUCAAUUUUUUUUUUAAGUAUUUUAAUGUCUUUAGUUGGAGACUCAUUGAACCCAAUGUACAUAGAACAAAUGGCAACUCCUCCCGCUAACAGUGUUAUGUUCACUUUUGUAUUGAUUUCAUUUUUUUCAUACUCCAUUGAGCUCACUAAACAAUUGGAUAAAAUAAUGUCAAUUUAUGUUUAUAAAUUGUAUGCGGUGAAUGAAAUAUGAUUAACUAUAGACUGUCCGUCUGAAAAAUCCCUAAUGACCCUGACACACUAAACUGCCCAGCCGGGCUGUAGCGAAGCACACGCAACCGUUUAAUCUCUUUAAAGCGCCACAAUUGUCUUUUGUAAACUUAUGACUUAUGGUUAUAAUAACUUGAAAAAGUUACUGAAGAAUCCUGUUCUUUGAUUGCACUUUAUGCUCAUCAUCGUGAAUUCCGUAGUCUCGGUCUGGUCAAAUGUGUUAGUGAAGUAUACUGAGGUAACAAAACAGCGGUCUCAGGAAAAUGGCAGACCCCUUCACACAUUUUUUUUUCAUCUUUUUAUUAUUUAGCUCUUUUAAUGACUAAAUGGUCAUAACUAUAUGAUUGAAGUAUGUUUGUUUUUUUAGCCAUUUGAAAAUAGCCUACAGAGCAGCCCGGCUUGAUCCGGCUAUUCUCUAAGCAGUUGUCACAUGUGAAGUCAUGCCCCCCCCCCCCUUUUUUUUUUUUGAGGGGGGGGCACUUUUGUUGUUGCACUUUUACUUAAAGUGGACCAAGUGGUGUUGCUGUUACCCUGCUGUGAUGUUCUCUUCCCUGUAAAAGACAAAAUAACAGCAGCCGUGAAUAGGAAAAGUUUUUUUGUCCUUGUCUGAAAGAGUUGGAGAAAAGAAAGGGGGACCAAAAAAAAACAAAACACUCCCUGGAAAUGUUUAAAUCAAAAAGUUUUACAGGUUAACAUUGAUAGUGCGCAUAAACGAAACCCAUAAAGGUACAUAAAUAAUGUUUGGAAACAGUUCAAAAAGAUUUCCUGUGUAUGCAUUAUACUUACAAAGUGUAAUAAAUGUUAAGUACUGGAUUUAAAAAAAAUCAAAAAAAUAACCAUGGGGGAAUUUGACCGCCAAUCAGAAUUGAGAGAGAAGCUUGCAGCUUAAUUGUGAAACGUUAUUUUGCCUCCACCAUUUGUGGUGAACAUUUCAUUUUGUGUUUAGAAUUUAAUUUCAUGCCUAAAAGAAAAUGCCCUUGCAGGCUUGUAUAUAAGAACCCCCCCCCCCCACACACACACCCGCGCUGUAUAUAGCCCACCCCCUCCCUUAAAUGAACCGAAGUGUGUCUCAAAAAUGUGUGUUUUGUUUGUUUUGAUUUGCAAUGUCUGGAUAUGAUUUGUUAUUUUUCCUGACUGAAUAUGAGAAUAAAUGUCACAUUCUCAUCACCUAAAACGGGCUACAGUCUGUCUUUUUGCGGUGAAGCAAAUAAGUAUUUGAACACCCUGCUAUAUUCCAAGUCCUCCCACUUGGAAAUCAUGGAGAGGUCUGAAAUUUUCAUCGGAGGUGCAUGUCCACUGUGAGAGAGAUCAUCGAAACUGAAAAAUAACAGAAAUCUCAAUAUAUGAUUUUUUUUUUUAAUGACUUAUUUGUGUGAUCCAGCUGCAAAUGAGUAUUUGAACACCUGUCUAUCAGCUGGAAGAAUAAUAUCAAGGUUGUGACGUGACUUAGCCAGUCUCCAGACCUAAACCCAAUAGAAAAUCUUUGGAGGGAGCGGAAACUCCGCGUUUCCCAGCGACAGCCGAGAAACCUGUCUGACCUGGAGAAGAUCCGUGCGGAGGAGUGGGCCAAAAUCCCUCCUGCAGUGUGUGCAAACCUGGUGAACAGCUACAGGAAACGUUUGACCUCUAUAAUUGCAAACAAAGGCUACUGUACAAAAUAUUAACAUUGUUUUUUUGCAGGUGUUCAAAUACUUACUUGCAGCUGUAUCACACAAAUAAAUUGUUACAAAAAUCCUCCAUUG
This is a messenger RNA of Syngnathoides biaculeatus (alligator pipefish), 4670 nucleotides long. RefSeq names its product putative monooxygenase p33MONOX. Gene Ontology annotation, cellular component: cytoplasm. The record is from RefSeq and is a predicted model, not a curated record. Bases 652 to 1599 code for a protein of 315 amino acids. Lineage: Eukaryota; Metazoa; Chordata; Actinopteri; Syngnathiformes; Syngnathidae. The transcript has 9 exons.